This is a messenger RNA of Cryptococcus wingfieldii CBS 7118, 1581 nucleotides long. RefSeq lists its product as hypothetical. Bases 1 to 1581 code for a protein of 526 amino acids. The transcript is spliced from 2 exons. NCBI's taxonomy places the organism in Eukaryota, Fungi, Basidiomycota, Tremellomycetes, Tremellales, Cryptococcaceae. The record is from RefSeq and is a predicted model, not a curated record.
AUGCCCGCCACACCCUCUCUCCUGCCCACCCACCCAUCGAGCAGCGCAUCCUCAGGUUCAACGGCGGCGGCGUACUUCCCCGAGCUUGGGCAGUCCUCGGAUACCGCUGCCUGGGAGGCGGUAUUGGGCAGCGGUUCCUCAUCUGUAGGGGGCAAUGAGCAGACAAAUGGCGUGGUGAGACGUCGGACGCCUGGUAUGGCCUCGAGCUCGACACUCCCCAGCUCGUCGACGGCCGCGUCCUCGCGGUCAGCGUCCAAGACAUCUCUCCUCUCCACCCCACCACUCCUUUCCUCCCCCCCUUCUGCUUCUCCCUCGCCCUCCCGGAAUGCCUCCUCCUCGCCUUUGCCGCACCCCUUAUCUCAUGCCACGCCGAACCUGCCGUCGACCUUGAUUGAUACAAGACCGGCGCUGCAGCGCGCCACGUCCAAGACCGAACGACAAGUCGCCGAAAGCAGUAAUGGAGGAAGUGAAUGGAGUGAUUGGGGUAGUGGGAGGGGGAGUCUGGAUGUGCUCCGAAUGACGAUGGAAGAGCCUGAAGGCGGGGGAGGAGAGGUUGAAGUUCUGAUACACGGUGUCAAGCCUCACGAGUCACUAGCAGGCAUAGCGCUUCUAUAUGGCAUCGACCUCACUACAUUACGCAAAGCCAACAAACUCUGGGCUACCGAUCCUAUCCACGUCCGGAGUCACCUCUACGUCCCCCUCGAUGCCUGUCGAUGGAACAAGGCGAGCGAGACACUGGCAAGAGGCCCGGGGGAAGGGCAAGUGACGCUUCAUCCAAAGAGAAACAAGGGAAAAGGCAAAGAGGAGCCCAACAAUUCACAUGUUUACCCUAAUGGAGAAGUCGAAGAAGCAGACGAGUCGGGGCACGACCCGCAAAAGACUCCCAGAGUGCUCGACAUUGUUCGCAUGCCCUCCUCCCAGCUCCGACCCUUCCCCCGUCGGCGCCCCCCUGAUCCUCCUUCACGCUCGUCUCAAGACCUCGAUCGGGUCAUACAAAGCGAAAGAGAUGAUUCUACAGAGGGUAUCAUAAGACGGGCGAGUCUGACGCUAGGAAGAGAGCAGGGGCCAUCGAUCAUCCCCGAUCUUUCGACGCUGCCGCCUCCACUGAGGGCAUCGUCAGCAGAUCCGGGGAAGCACAAGAGCAAGACAAUGGUCCGUCUUCGUCCGCCACAAGCUACCACCCCCCUGCAGACCUCUUCGACGCUGGCGAAUCGCCUGAGCUCGUUAUUCACCAUUGCGCCCCCGCCACCACAUAUGGCGCCUUUGUCAAGCCCGGGAGGUGGGGUGUCCCCUAUCACGCCUCUACCUGGAUCGGGCGUAUCGGCACGAGGUGGUGGAGGGAGGAGUUCAGUAGACUCUUCGGCCUCGGGGCGAACAGCGGCACCGUUGAAUGAUUCGCGUCGAGGUUCGUCGGCAGAGCAGGCAAAGGGGCGGAGGGAGGAGAUGGAGCUUGUGACCCGAGUCAGAGAAGGGGUGGGAUUGGGCUUGGGGAUGGGGGCGUUGGGUGGGGGCCAGAGUUUCCCUGGAAGGAAGUCUAGAUCGGGGAAUAGAUAUGGGAAAGCAAGAGAGAAGAAUGAUUAG